Xiphophorus couchianus (Monterrey platyfish) is the source of this 2085-nucleotide messenger RNA. RefSeq names its product tachykinin receptor 2 (gene tacr2). The transcript is spliced from 8 exons. The coding region runs from base 387 to 1652 and encodes 421 amino acids. NCBI's taxonomy places the organism in Eukaryota, Metazoa, Chordata, Actinopteri, Cyprinodontiformes, Poeciliidae. Gene Ontology annotation, molecular function: substance K receptor activity. Gene Ontology annotation, cellular component: sperm midpiece; plasma membrane. The record is from RefSeq and is a predicted model, not a curated record. Gene Ontology annotation, biological process: positive regulation of flagellated sperm motility; G protein-coupled receptor signaling pathway.
CCAAUGUAAACAUCUGAAAUGCUAUUUCAUUCCCACGUUCACACUUUGGGAACCGGCUGAUGACACUUCCUCCCCGUGGUUCUUGCGCUGUCCGGGUGGAUUAAGGCUCAGCGCGCGCGGCUCUGCGUCGCAAUGUCCGCGCGUCUCGCCGUGGAGGAGCGCGUCAAAGCUUGUAACACAUUCCAGCAGAGGGAAAGCGAGAGACGCAGCGCCAGCGUGUCUGUGUGAGAGCGGGAAGAAAUGCAUGAAUGGAGUCUUGGUCAAACCUGGGUGGCCAUUACGCACCUGGCGUUUCGUUUCUGACCAUUAUCAGCGAAGGAGCGGAACAUCUGGGUUAGUUCUCACGAUAUAAUCGGGGCUACGGAGAGGUGACAAAGGGAGCGAGAAUGGAUGCCGAGAGUCUUAUUAAACACUUCCAGCGAGACCCGGAGGCCACUUUAAUGCCGCUGUCAGCCACCUCUGACUGGCUGGACGACGGAAACGAGACCACUGGGAACCAGUUCCAGCAGCCCGACUGGCAGGUGGCUCUGUGGGCCAUCGCCUACUCCCUCAUCAUCCUGGUGUCCAUCACCGGGAACGUCACUGUGAUCUGGAUCAUCCUCGCUCACAGACGCAUGAGGACCGUAACCAACUACUUCAUCGUCAACCUGGCCUUUUCGGAUGCCUCCAUGGCAACGUUUAACACCCUCUUCAACUUCGUCUAUGCACUUCACAACGACUGGUACUUCGGCCUGGGUUACUGCAGAUUUCAGAACUUCUUCCCCAUCAUGGCCAUGUUUUCAUCAAUAUACUCAAUGGCUGCCAUCUCAGUGGACAGGUACAUGGCGAUCAUCCACCCGCUGAAGCCUCGCCUCUCCUCCACCUCCACAAAGGUGGUGAUUGCCCUGAUUUGGAUUGUCGCCUUCUCGCUGGCUUUCCCUCAGUGCUACUACAGCGUAACGACAUUUUACUACCCCAGGACGGUGUGCAUGGUCGACUGGCCGGAUGAUUACGGAGGAACCCACCAGCUAAGUUACCAGUUUGCGGUGAUAUUGCUGAUCUACUUGCUCCCCCUGCUGGUCAUGUUGGUGACCUACAGUUUAGUGGGUCGCUCGCUGUGGGGCGGACACAUCCCCGGAGAGGCGACCGAGCAUUACCACAGCCAGAUCACAGCCAAGAGGAAGGUGGUGAAGAUGAUGGUGGUUGUGGUGGUGACCUUUGCCCUCUGCUGGCUACCUUACCAUGUCUAUUUUAUUCUGGGGUCGUUUAACAGAGACAUAUAUAAGCAACAUUACAUUCAGCAGGUGUAUCUGGCUAUUUUCUGGCUGGCAAUGAGUUCGACUAUGUAUAAUCCAAUAAUUUACUGCUGUUUGAACCAAAGGUUUCGGGCCGGUUUCCGUCACGCUUUCGCUUGGUGUCCCCUCAUCAAAGUGUCAGAGGAAGACAAGAUGGAGCUGCAGUACACGCACACCUUCAGGGUCACGGUGACACGCAGCCGCCGCAGUGACACCUCACACACGCACGCCUCUAUCAAAGCAAGCAACGCGAACUCAGAGAAAGACGCUUGCUUGCAGCGGAAAAAGUUUCCAUGCAGCAGUCAAAACUCCCAUGUGAUUACGAAGCAGGACGACUCCAGACCCUCACCGGCUAAGAUGGUGGCACACGACCUCUGACCUCUGAGCAGCAUCAUGUUGAAAACACAGCAGAAAGAGCAGGAGCUGAGGAAGACGUUGGAGAAAGAUCUGCUCAGACUUGGAAAUCUAUUGAGUGCUGUUUGUAAAGUUACGGAGUAAAAACUAAAAAUAUUUUUGGUUUAUUCAGCCUGACAGAGAAAACAAAUAUAAUGUUAAUAAUUUCAACGUCAUAUUUUCACCAUGUUGUUCAUACAUUUAUAAAUGUCAGAGGUCCAAACUAAAUAUUUAACCUGCAACCUCGAUGUUUAGUUCACAAGCUAAAUAUUUAGCAACCUAGAUAUUUAAUUAGCAAGCUAUAGAUUUAGUUUGAAAAAUAUGAAAUUGAAAUGUUUAGCUUGGAAAUUAAAGGUUUAGUUUUGAAAGUAAAUAUUUAGUAUGGAACUAAAUAUUUAAUUAGCAAACUAAAUAAUUA